Messenger RNA from Amorphotheca resinae ATCC 22711, 330 nucleotides. RefSeq lists its product as hypothetical. NCBI's taxonomy places the organism in Eukaryota, Fungi, Ascomycota, Leotiomycetes, Helotiales, Amorphothecaceae. The record is from RefSeq and is a predicted model, not a curated record. The coding region runs from base 31 to 252 and encodes 73 amino acids. The transcript has a single exon.
UGACGGAUCUGGUUUUUUUUAUGUUUGGAUAUGGAGCAUUCGAGCUAUUGGCGAGCUUUCGGGAAGGUGGGGCACGGUUUUGGUGUUCUCACAGUUAUUUAUUUCGCUGGAAGGAGUAAAAUUCUUAUCAUUCGGACUGGGCUGGGCUUGGGGUUUUGGGAAGGAAAACGGACGGGGUUAGGAGACGAAGACCAUAUAGAUGAUGGUCUGGAUACAGGGAACAGAUUACGACAUGUCGGGGAUGGCGUGUGAAAACAGCUUUUAAGUUCAAUCAAAAAGCCCACAUAGGGAGCCAGCUUGUAGGAAUUUUAGGUGUAUAUAGAUAUCAAA